GCGAGCGGGCCGGCGCCGGGGAGGUAGAGGUGGGUCUGUCAAGCUUCAGGCUCCGGCUGGGGAGGCCGCCUUCGCUCUCGCCAGGUCUUGGGUCCGCUACGCAGCCUGUCAGCUGGGACUUCUCUGUUCCCGAAGUCCGAUCGGGGCUCUCUCGGGCGGCCCACCCCGCGUCAGAUUCCUGACCGCGUCCUACCCACGACAGCGGCCGAGGUGGUGGCGAAGCAUCGGGCCUCCAGCCGAUCUCCCUGUCUGUAAAACUCGGAUCCCGAUGCAUCCGAGGGCAGCUUUUGAAGACGGAAAGAGCCCCAGUUUAUGUUUACGAAUUUAGCCUUCUCGAGUUUGGUGGUUAGAAUAGAGGGUUCAUCCCCGAGAUCUGGCUUUUGAUCGUACACUUCAGGGACAGGAGGUCAGUACCUCAAAGAGCAGCCUGUUUCCAUUUGGGGACGAACUAAGAUCUUCCUCGCCGAACUUUCAUCGUCUGGUUUUACUCAGAGCCACGCUAAGCCAUCCCUAAGUUCAGAGACAGCUGCCAUCUGCCCUCCCACACCCUUCUUGUGGCUUCAUGCUUCCAUGUUCCUUCACCUGACCGUUACAUGGCCGCUCAUUCUGCCUAUGUUUACAUGAGCAUUCUUAUCUGCUAUCUGGUGCUAGCGAUUCAUAUUGAGCUCAUAUGGUCAGCUAAUCCAGCCAGAUCUUUAACCAACCAUCCUCUGUGCGUAUGCAAAGAAGCCUUUUCACACAGAUGUCCUUAGAGAUAAUAUGGAUCAGUCCGGAGUUCUCCUCUGGGUGAAAGCAGAACCCUUUAUAGUGGGCGCCUUGCAGGUCCCCCCUCCAUCCAAGUUCAGUCUUCACUAUCUCAGGAAGAUAUCCACCUAUGUGCGAACCCGGGCCACAGAGGGAGCUUACCCACGCCUGUCCUGGUCGACGUGGAGGCACAUUGCAUGUGGGAAGCUGCAGUUGGCUAAGGAUCUGGCGUGGCUUUACUUUGAAAUAUUUGAUAGUCUUGCAGUAAAGACACCAGAGGAGCGUCUGGAAUGGUCUGAAAUUCUGUCCAACUGCAUGUCUGAGGAUGAAGUCGAAAAGCAAAGGAAUCAGCUUUCAGUGGACACCCUACAGUUUCUGCUCUUCUUAUAUAUACAGCAGUUAAACAAGGUCUCCCUGAGAACAUCAUUGAUUGGAGAAGAGUGGCCUAGUCCCAGAAACAGAUCUCACUCUCCCGACCUCACUGAAAAGUCCAGUUGUCAUAAUAAGAACUGGAAUGAUUACAGUCACCAAGCUUUUGUCUAUGAUCAUCUGUCAAAUCUCCUUGAGCUGCUUUUAGAUCCAGAACAACUCACCGCAUCAUUUCAUUCAACCCACAGUAGUCUAGUCUCUCGAGAAGCUGUCAUGGCACUCAGCUUUCUUAUUGAAGGGACAGUGAAUAGAGCCAGGAAGAUAUAUCCACUUUAUGAACUUGCACUGUGGCAACCACUGCAUGCAGAAAGUGGAUUCUCAAAGACCUCUAAGACCUUUUCUUUCUGCAAGCUGGAAGCCUGGUUGAGAGCCUGUUUGACUGGGAAUCCAUUUGGUACAUCUGCUUGCCUCAAGUCUGGAAAGAAAUUGGCUUGGGCUCACCAAGUUGAAGGGACAACCAAAAGAGCUAAGAUUGCUUGUAAUACUCACGUGGCCCCUCGGAUGCACCGCAUGGUGGUGAUGAGCCAGGUUUACAAGCAGACAUUGGCCAAGAGCUCAGAUACUCUGGUGGGGGCACAUGUAAAGAUUCAUCGUUGCAAUGAAUCUUUUAUAUAUCUGCUCUCUCCCUUACGAUCUGUGACAAUUGAGAAGUGUAGGAAUAGCACCUUUGUCCUGGGCCCUGUACAGACUGCUCUUCACCUCUACAGCUGUGACAACGUCAAAGUCAUUGCUGUUUGCCAUCGCCUAUCCAUCUCUUCUACCACAGGUUGCAUCUUCCAUAUUCUGACACCUACACGCCCACUUAUUCUCUCUGGGAACCAGAGAGUAACGUUUGCCCCUUUUCAUACCCAUUACCCAAUGCUGGAGGACCACAUGGCCAGGACCGGCCUUGCUACCGUGCCUAACUAUUGGGACAAUCCCAUGAUCAUGUGCAGAGAGAACAGCAGCACAAGUGUCUUCCGACUCUUACCUCCAUGCGAAUUCUAUGUAUUUAUUAUUCCCUUUGAGAUGGAAGGGGACACAACAGAGAUACCUGGGGGUCUUCCAUCUGCAUAUCAGAAAGCACUGGGCCAAAGAGAAAAGAAAAUACAAAUCUGGCAGAAAACUGUGAAGGAGGCUUGUUUGACAAAGGAUCAAAGGAAGCAGUUCCAGGUACUUGUGGAAAACAAAUUUUAUGAGUGGUUGAUUAAUACAGGACAUCAGCAGCAGCUGGACAGCCUUGUGCCCCCUGCAGCAGGCUCCAAACAAGCAGCAGGAUAAGACUUCCUCAUCAAAACACCGGGCCCUGGCAACAUGAGGAUGAGUGGCAGAUGGCCACAUGUGGAAACUAAAUUGGGAAGGUGCUCCUGCUGCUUAAGAGACUUUGGAGUUUUGUUUGUUUUUUUUUUCCUGUUUAAGACCUCUCCUUAAUUUUCCUUCCAUUCUUACUUGUUACUGUUUACACUGAAUUUUAGCUAAACUUCUGACUAUUGUAGAAACAUACUGUUUAUUGAACAUCAGAAGGCUCAUUUUGUGAUGCUGAAAUGAAGACGUUGAUGAAGGCUUGUAUAUAUGUUAAUGGUAUAGUGACUGAGUAUAGAUUUACAAGUAAACUUCACAUUUUAAUUUGUGUAAUGAAAGGGUUUCAUCCUUUCUAGAGUUAAAUAAGAGUUUUAUAGUUCUUUGUAGCUGUUUACAAAGGAAAUAGCUAUUCCUUUUAAAAAAAGAAUUGGAGUGAAAGUGUGAUUUGUUGGCAUAGAAAUAUAGCAGAAGUUUUAUACAAAGAUAUUUUAGCCCUUAAAGUAUGCAGCAAUGAAAUUGUGUGAAAUCUUUAUUUUUUAAUUUCAUUUUCUGCUUCAAAUUUCCAGUAAACAUUCUAAAAAGUAAUUUUCUCCUUUUGAUAAAAAGAUAAAGCUUUACUUUUAAAUUUAGAAAAGGUUUCCAAUGUCAUUCCGUGAUGUUAUAUCAAAAUAAAGUUUACAUUUGGUUGAGAAAACUAUGUUCUUUAAGAUAAAGGAAAACAAUAAUCAGUUUAAUAAAAUGAAUCUGAUUGCUGAUAAA
Messenger RNA from Camelus dromedarius (Arabian camel), 3213 nucleotides. RefSeq names its product TBCC domain containing 1 (gene TBCCD1). The record is from RefSeq and is a predicted model, not a curated record. NCBI's taxonomy places the organism in Eukaryota, Metazoa, Chordata, Mammalia, Artiodactyla, Camelidae. The coding region runs from base 760 to 2433 and encodes 557 amino acids. The transcript is spliced from 9 exons. Gene Ontology annotation, biological process: maintenance of centrosome location; maintenance of Golgi location. Gene Ontology annotation, cellular component: spindle pole centrosome.